CACUACACUAUAACACACACACUGCACUAUAACACACACACACUACACUAUAACACACACUACACUAUAACACACACACUGCACUAUAACACACACACUACACUAUACACACACACUGCACUAUAACACAGAAUUAAUAUAUUGUAAAUCUUUUUACAAGCUUGUACUACAUGGUCAAUGAGUCUGUGUGUGUGUGUGUGUGUGUGUGUGUGUGUGUGUAUUUGUCAGUGUUUGUGUACUUGAUAUCAGCUUUGGAGGUGGGCAUUGUCUGCAAGCCGUUCUUUACCUGUCUUUCAACACCACACCAAAUGCUUGGAGGAGUUCUGGGCCUGCUGUAUACACUCGCAUGGUUCAUUGUGCAGCUUUGGAAUAUAUUCCGGUGUAGGGGGUCAAUAAAAUAUGAUAAAGGGAGCAUUGAGGAGUUUAUUCAGCAGUACGAGUGGUUAUAUGAUGUUCCACAUUUACUGUCUUUGGGGUUCCUGCUGUUCCGAUUCGGCUUCAUGAUAGUGAAGGACGUCCUGAUCCGUCUGAAGAAACACAGCAAACAGAAGGAAAUAAAGAAACAUCAGUACAGAUAUGUUCAGAGAUUACUGAGACGGCCCGCUGAAGCGUCCGUGGAGAGAAGCUGGUUCCAGAGGAAAAUGUACAAAUCGGAUCCGUAUUUUAAAUUCCCAAACAGGAUCAUCUCCACCGUCGUGCUCUGUUUCCUCGGAGUGUACCUGAUUAUGUUAUUGGAGCAGAUCACGUCUACAUGGUGUACUAAGUAUAUAUACAGAGAAUGGCCGAAUUACAUAAACAUGUUGGUAAAUGAUUCACCUUGGACCGUACACCUGAACUACGCAACAUACACCUGGUACAUCACGUCGGCGUGUGCCAUGCUGUUGUCUGUGAUUCACAUUAGUCAUGUGAUGGUGUAUUACAGGUAUGAAGCAGUGCACAUUUGGAUGGAUUUCGGAUAAAUUCGUAGGAGAGGUGUAGUUUAUUUGUUUUCAUUCGUGAAACAGGGAUGAAACCCUAAAAUGAACCCCUAAAACCCACGCACUUUUAAGGCUUUAUGACGAUGGAAGU
Molecule: messenger RNA, 1068 nt
Organism: Ictalurus furcatus (blue catfish)
Lineage: Eukaryota; Metazoa; Chordata; Actinopteri; Siluriformes; Ictaluridae
Product: stimulated by retinoic acid gene 6 protein-like
Exons: 7
Coding region: 171-959 (262 amino acids)
Biological process (GO): vitamin A import into cell
Cellular component (GO): plasma membrane
Molecular function (GO): retinol transmembrane transporter activity; signaling receptor activity
Source: RefSeq, a predicted model, not a curated record